AUGACAGCCGACAAGGAGAAGAGAAGGGCGAUCAGCCGCGAGGCAGCCAGAAGGAGACGACGGGUGGAGUCCGACGUGUUUGGAGAUUUAUGUCGUCUCCUGCCGCUCCAACCCUCUGUCCAAGCUCACCUAGACAAGCCCUCAGUCAUUCGCCUCACCCUCAGCUACAUGCGCACGCACACACUGCUCAAAGGGAAGACUGGGACAAAAAGAGAGGCCAGCCACGCAGUAAAACACGGACAAGUGACGGGAGGUGGAGAGGAGCGGCCAGAGUGUGACGGAGGAUGUGACGAGGAGGAGAAAGAAACGGAGGAUGUCGAGGCCUCGGAGGAGACCAACAUGUACCUGAGGAUCCUGGAGGGAUUCUUGAUGGUUCUGUCCACUGAGGGAGACAUGAUCUUCCUGUCUGACAACGUCAGCAAGUACAUGGGUUUGACACAGACUGAGCUGAUGGGACACAAUAUUUUUGAGUUCACUCACCCUUGUGACCAUGAAGAAAUCAGAAAUAAUCUACGUCUAACACCAGAGGAAGUUUGGUGUGGCGCAAAGAGGGACUUUGUCAUGAGGAUAAAAGGUGCUCUGACACACAGAGGAAGAAGCGCCAACCUCAAGUCUGCAACGUGGAAGGUUCUCCACUGUCAGGGCCGAGCGAAGAUGUGUGUCACCCCGUCUUCAGCUUCCUGCCUGCUGCUCACCUGCCAGCCUCUGCCCCUCUCACACACACUCCUCAGCACACACACCUUCACCAGCCAGCACAGCAUGGACAUGAGGUUCACGUACUGUGACCAGAGAGUGACUCUGCUGUUAGGUUACAGUCCGGAGGAGCUGCUGGGCCGCUCAAUCUACGAUCUCUGUCACACGCUGGACACAAACUGCUUGACCAAAAAUCAUCUGAACUUAUGUUUUAAGAGUCAGUCAGUCAGCGGUCAGUACAGGAUGCUGGUGAGAGGUGGAGGUUACGUCUGGGUGGAGAGCCAUAGCGCUGUCAUCCCCAGCGUCCGACCCUCCAAGUCCAGGCCCGGCGCCCACCAGCCGCUCUGCAUCCUCUGUGUUACCUACGUCCUCAGUGGAGUGGAGCAGCCGUCCCUGCAGCUCUCUCUAGACCAGACUGUCCACAGAUACUCGAGGUGAAACUGGAGUCCGAAGAACAAAAAAAACAACAAUCUUCUCUACCUCCGCUGUGAAUU
Molecule: messenger RNA, 1187 nt
Organism: Chelmon rostratus (copperband butterflyfish)
Lineage: Eukaryota; Metazoa; Chordata; Actinopteri; Chaetodontiformes; Chaetodontidae
Product: endothelial PAS domain-containing protein 1-like
Exons: 9
Coding region: 1-1131 (376 amino acids)
Biological process (GO): cellular response to hypoxia; regulation of transcription by RNA polymerase II
Molecular function (GO): RNA polymerase II transcription regulatory region sequence-specific DNA binding; protein dimerization activity; DNA-binding transcription factor activity, RNA polymerase II-specific
Source: RefSeq, a predicted model, not a curated record